Juglans microcarpa x Juglans regia is the source of this 752-nucleotide messenger RNA. Its product is annotated as photosynthetic NDH subunit of lumenal location 3, chloroplastic. NCBI's taxonomy places the organism in Eukaryota, Viridiplantae, Streptophyta, Magnoliopsida, Fagales, Juglandaceae. The transcript is spliced from 3 exons. Gene Ontology annotation, molecular function: calcium ion binding. Gene Ontology annotation, biological process: photosynthetic electron transport chain; photosynthesis. The coding region runs from base 56 to 721 and encodes 221 amino acids. The record is from RefSeq and is a predicted model, not a curated record. Gene Ontology annotation, cellular component: chloroplast; photosystem II; extrinsic component of membrane.
CAAACGGAUUUAACGGAAAAAAGAAGUCUCAUUGUAUCACUUUAGUUCCUCCAAAAUGGCUCGCAUGGUAGACAUAAAUGGAAUCUCCAAAACUCUCCUAGUCCUUCCAAAGUUUCCCAACGUCAAAUGGACCUCAAACAGAGUGAAAAUAAUUGGAUUUCUCGGCAAGAAAAGCGAGGAUCUUGGAACACACCCAUUACAAACUACAAGAAGAUUAGCAAUAAGCCUUGCGUCCAUAGCUCUUAUCGGAAAUUCAGCCAAUGGGAUGAUAUCUCUAGCCGACGACAAUGGCUUCUGGAUCGACGGUCCUUUACCUGUGCCGCCUGUCUACAACGAGAUUGCAAAUGAGAAAACGGGUACUCGUUCAUUUCUGAAGAAAGGAAUCUAUAUGGCUAAUAUUGGAAUCAAAGGUAGUGCCUAUCGGCUGAGAAAAUAUGCAUUUGAUCUCUUAGCAAUGGCGGAUUUGGUCGGACAAGAUACUUUAAACUAUGUCAGGAGGUAUCUACGACUCAAGUCCACGUUCAUGUACUACGAUUUCGAUAAAGUGAUCUCAGCUGCACCAGUGAAUGAAAAGCAACCUCUGUUGGAUCUAGCUAACAGAUUGUUCGACAGCUUCGAAAAGCUUGAAGAUGCUGCCAAGAAGAAGAAUCUGCCUCAGACAGAAUCAUAUUAUCGGGACACAACCGUUAUACUCCAAGAGGUCAUGGAGCGAAUGGCAUAAUCUGUUAAUCAGUUGGCCUGAUUUACACAUG